AUUAAUUUAAGACGAAACUGACGUAUCGCGUCAUCCAAAACGGGUGGCGCAUAUGCGGGUUGUCUGUGGAAAACAAGUGAUUCUCAGUGUAUCCGAGCACAUUUCUACAAUUCGGCAUUUAGGAAGAGGGUGUUUUGGAAAAGGUCAUUCUGUUCUUGCUAUCCAUUCCACUGGACCCCUUGUCCUCCAUAGGUUAACGGGAGGAACCCCCUAUCCAAAGCGAAUGGUGUAAGCUAGAGCAGCGCGCACUGAGGAGAGAGGAGGGGGAUGCUCGGAGGAGGAGGAGAAAGCUGUGUAGUAAGGUUGCACUCUCCCUCACGUCAAUCGCAUUCACAUCAUAGGGUUAAGCAAAACCCGUGCAGACAUCCAUACCAUUUUAAAUCGUGCAUCUCAAAUUUAAUUUUGAGAUAAUUCAACGAAUAACAAUAGUCACAGUUUUGAGGAAAAGCAUACAGAGGACGACCUAAACACUAAGACUGUCCGUAGGAGCUCUGCAUUCCAGCAGGUGUGGAGUGAAAAGGCCACAUCUGGAUAAGGCAGCUGUCCAUGGUACUGAAGCUCUAACACAGCAGUGUGCACGUACAUGCCAACGGCUCACUCUUGACACCAGGUCCCCCGCAGCUGCUCUACACAAGUCCCACAGACACACACGUCGUCCGUUUACAGUGAAACAACAUCUCCAACCACACACACCAAGAUGGAGGAGGGAUACAGAGACCGGACGGCCUUCAUAAAAGGUGCCAAAGACAUUGCCAAAGAGGUGAAGCGCCAGGCGGGCAAGAAGGUGGGCCGGGGCGCGGACAAGAUGUCCGACGAGUACACCAAGCGCUCGUACGCGCGCUUUGAAGAAGAAGAUGACGACGAAGACUACCCCGUGCAGGCGCAGGACGGCACGUACUACCGCAGCAACAGCCGCGCAAACGACGAGGAGGGCCACAGCGACUCGACCGAGGGCCACGACGAGGACGACGAGAUCUACGAGGGCGAGUACCAGGGCAUCCCGCGUGGCGAGACCGCGGCCAAGUCCGACGCGGAGGCGCAGGCCGCGGGCCAGUUCCGGGACCUGGCGCAGCUAGAGGCCGAACGGCGCAAGGACCAGGAGGAGCUGGCCCAGCAGUACGAGACCAUCCUGCAGGAGUGCGGCCACGGGCGCUUCCAGUGGUCACUCUAUUUCGUGCUGGGCCUGGCGCUCAUGGCCGACGGCGUGGAGAUCUUCGUGGUGGGCUUCGUGCUGCCGAGUGCCGAGAGGGACAUGUGUCUGUCGGAACCCAACAAGGGCAUGCUGGGCGAUCAAAAUGAUCGGGGAAGCCGCCAAACAGGAAGCCUGAUUGUGUACUUGGGCAUGAUGGUGGGUGCCUUCGUGUGGGGAGGCCUUGCGGACAGGAUCGGCAGGCGGCAGACUCUCCUCAUCUCUCUCUCCAUCAACAGCGUGUUUGCCUUCUUCUCCUCCUUCGUGCAAGGCUACAGCUCGUUCCUCUUCUGCCGCCUCCUCUCUGGCGUGGGUAUUGGAGGUUCCAUCCCCAUCGUGUUCUCCUACUACUCGGAGUUCCUGGCCCAGGAGAAGAGAGGCGAGCAUCUGAGCUGGCUCUGCAUGUUCUGGAUGUUUGGGGGCAUCUACGCUGCUGCCAUGGCCUGGGCCAUCAUCCCUCACUAUGGCUGGAGUUUCCAGAUGGGCUCGGCAUACCAGUUCCACAGCUGGCGUGUGUUUGUUCUGGUGUGUGCCUUCCCCGCUGUGGCUGCCAUAGCAGCCCUCAAUACCAUGCCCGAGAGCCCUCGCUUCUACCUGGAGAAUGGGAAGCAUGAUGAAGGCUGGAUGAUCCUCAAGCAGGUCCAUGAUACCAACAUGAGGGCCAAGGGCUACCCUGAGAGAGUCUUCUCUGUCACUACCAUCAAAACUGUGAAGCAGAUGGAUGAGCUGGUGGACAUGGGAGAUUCAGCCGCCUGGCACCAGAAGUGGAGGAUGAAGCUGAGCAAUCUCUUCCAUCAGGUGUGGAGCAAUUUCCUGACCAUCUUCAACCCCGAGUUCCGCCGCACCACCUACAUGAUGAUGGCCGUGUGGUUCUCCAUGUCCUUCAGCUACUAUGGGUUGACUGUGUGGUUCCCUGACAUGAUCAAGUACCUUCAGAAGGAGGAGUACGCCGCACGCACCAAAGUCUUCAUCAAGGAGAAGGUGGAGCAUGUCACUUUCAAUUUCACUCUGGAGAACCAGGUGCACCGCAACGGCGAGUUCUUCAACAACAAGUUCUUAAACCUAAAGAUGAAAUCCAUGGUGUUUGAAGAUUCCAUGUUUGAGGAAUGCUACUUUGAGGACAUCACCUCCAGCAACACCUUCUUCAGGAACUGCACAUUCAUCUCCACCCUCUUCUACAACACAGAUCUCUUCAAGUUCCGCCUGGUCAACAGCAAGCUCAUCAACAGCACUUUCCUGCACAAUAAAGAGGGCUGCUUGCUGGAUUUCAGCGACGACAACAAUGCCUACAUGAUCUACUUCGUCAGCUUCCUGGGCACCCUGGCCGUGCUGCCCGGGAACAUCGUAUCGGCUCUGCUCAUGGAUAAGAUUGGACGCCUGAGGAUGCUGGCGGGCUCCAGCGUGAUCUCCUGUGUCAGCUGCUUCUUCCUGUCCUUUGGAAACAGCGAGUCGGCCAUGAUCGCCCUGCUCUGUCUCUUCGGAGGCAUCAGCAUCGCCUCCUGGAAUGCCCUGGAUGUGCUCACAGUAGAGCUUUAUCCGUCGGACAAAAGAUGCACAGCCUUCGGGUUCCUGAACGCGUUGUGCAAGCUAGCGGCUGUUUUAGGUAUAAGUAUCUUCCAGUCGUUCGUGGGCAUCACCAAAGCGGUGCCCAUACUCUUCGCCUCUGGUGCCCUCGCCGCCGGCAGCUUCCUGGCGCUCAAGCUGCCCGAAACGCGGGGCAUGGUGCUGCAGUAGUGUGGACUCCCUGCCUACAGGUGGCAGCGUAGAGUAGGGAGAGCCACACUGUGAAGACCACCCUCCCCCACCCAACCCCAGCCUAGUGAUCUCACUUGCAGACUUGGCCCUGGAGGUUUCAUUAUAGAUAUUACUCUCAACAACUGUCUGAUAACAUAUUUGCUUUUUUCAAUUGUUGUAAAUGUGUUGUUUGUUGAGAUACACAACAUAAAUUUGACACUCGGGUAAUUGGAAAAAAGUCCCCAUGUGUUUGAGAGCAGGAUGAACCUUUUCUCCAAGAUAAUGAGGCGAGACUGUAAGCCCAAUACUACGAGCCAUGCAAUUAUCUGUCCUUGCAGGAAAAAAAACCUCUAGCUUUCCUUUACAGGGUAAUUCAGUUUAUUUUCUGGUCCAUCCUUCUCUCCUCUUCUGAGUAUAGUCAGAUAGCCCAUCUCAUUUUGUCAUUUUUAAAUGUGGCACAAUCACAGAGACUUUAGGGUCCUGGUUUUCGUGGGAAAAACCAGGAUGUGAUUCCCUUAGAGUAAUGGUUGUGUAUGCGUAUGUACAGGAAAAAAAAACUGCCAUCUCUAGACAGACAUUCCAGAUUUAGUUUCUUUGUAGUUUGAAUGUGAUGAUCGACUCGCGGUCUGUUUGAUUUUUUCCCUUUAAUCCUUAUUCAAAAUGGUGUGCUAUCUCAAACGACGUGGGGAGGCUGGUGGAGUCAGGCAAUUGGUAUUUCUGAAUGGACAGUGUUGAUAUAGUGUGGUGGUGAUUGAUAUUGUGUACCUCUGGUCAGUUUGUCAUCAAGACAGUUUUUAAAAAGAUAGCAGCUGUUUGUGUGUGAGUUGUGUGUAUAUGUGAGAUGGAUCAGUUGUCUGAAAAAAAAGGGUUGUUCAGCACUCCUCAUGUUCAAAGCACAGCUGUUUUGAAAUAGGAAAACCUCUGGCUAUACCAUAGUUGUAUCCAAACAGUCUGACCAAUGCUCAUCUGUUGACUGUAGUUUUAUGUCGUAACAGUAUGCAGUAAGUGACUUUUUUGACACGCAGAAGUGACAGAAGGAUCGCGUUAGACACACGUCGUGCUGCAUCGGAAUAUGCUUUGAACCUAGCCUAUUUAGAGAGUGUUCUGCAUGUAACCAAGUGUGGAAAUGCAUUGAAACAUGCUUGAAGAUAGUAUAAAUGUGAUAUACAAGAGAGAAAGACAUUGCUGUAUACCCAAUAUAUGUGGAACAUGCUAUGGCUUGCGCAAGCCAUGAAAGACAAGACCUGAAAAGAGAUCAUUUGCGCAAUGUUUUUUUUUUCAUAUUCAGAUCCCUCACCAAAGGGCCCCUGUGGUCUGGUGUUUGUUUUGCAGUUUGUGUUUCCAGCUGUGGAAAUCACUUCCUCUAAUGUUUUAUGUCAAAUAGAGCACUCCUUGAAUGUGCACAAAUGUUUAUUUUUUUUUUUUCAAUGUUUUACCCAUGUCAAGUGGCCGUUUAAUGUUCUCCUGGACUAUGCGUUAGUUAAGAAAUAUCCACGUCUUUUCCUCCGUCUGCACAAGACACCUCCAGUAGGUACACACACAACACCGAAAUACACUGAGGGAAGUCUAAACUAAGCACAAGAUGGUUUGACAAGACUAUAAAAAAAACCUAUAGGUUUAUUUUAAUGAUGAUGUAAAUUAUGUAUUGAAUAUAAAUAUGAAAAAAUUGCAGUUUAGUCCAUAAUCAAGUCUGUAUGUUUGAAAGAUUUACUAGCUAAUAUACAAUAACAUUCACAAGAAAAAAAAUGACUUUCUGUUUCAGAUAUUAAAAAAAUCUACCAAUAUAACAUAUUAGAUAGAUUCCAUUUGAUGUACAUAUGUGUAUUUGUCAAGAUGUUUGCUUUUAUUUUAAAUGAUGUUUAAAUUCAGAUGAUAAACAGAUCUAUAUAUGGAUAUGCAGUAAUUGCAUACUCUUUUGCCCAUUGUUUGUUUCCUGUCAUUUGCCAAGAGAAAGAGGUAUCUAUUUGUAGGUAUGUAUGUAUGUACGUAUGUAAGUAUGUGUGCUUGCAUGUGAACUGUUGAGUGUACUCGAGCAUUUUUAAAUAUUCAUUUGACUUGAUUUGUUAUGGGGGUUUGGUUGUCUAGUGUUUUUUUUAAUUUAUAUAUAUUUUUUUACUUUCUGUAGAAUACAGAUGUAGUGCCAGGAGCUAUGGGAUUUAUUCACCAUGGCAUCGUUGACCUGAUUGUCGACCUGUGUCUCAUAACACGAACUGAAUCUAUAUAUAAACACAACAGGCAAGUCCAUACAGGGAGACAUGUUAGACACUCACAAGGAUAUACAUCUGAAGUUACAAAAUUUCGUCCUUUGUUGCCUUGGGAACCAUUGGAUGGCAGUUUGUGUGGUCAGCUGAAGUGGACAUUUGAGUGGCAUGGAAUGUCUCCUUUUUUUUAAAAGGGGGCGUGAAGUGUGUAGUAACAAAAAAAAAAAAAAACGUCUGCCCAGACUACAAGUAGUAACUUCACAGAAUCUGUAUACUGCCACUCUUUAGGAUAGCAGCCAUAUUGUUGGUGUGUAGCUUUGGACACACCCUGUAGUAAAGCAAUCUGUUGUUGUAGUCACAUGACUCCUCUGAUAUUUCCCCCAUUGCCUUGCCAGUCAAGAAACGCGUUAGCGUGAGUGUUUGCUCAUUCAAAGGGAACCACAUGGCACAAACCAAAGCAAACGUAGGUCGCAAGACAGCUUCACAAAAGCACAACGUCAGUGGCCUGACACUCUCUAGCUCCCCAGCGCAGGGCCCAUCGUUCAGAUAAUGCUGACUGCUUGUCCGACUGUUUGCUGUUUUGAGACCACAGAUGAAAGGCCUUCAUGCUUGGGGCUCGGGCUCGGGUCUCUCCUAUCUGCUGGGAACACAUGAACUGCCAUCCUGACCCCCUGGUGUAGUUGGUACCAGCUCCGUCACAGCCACUCUUGUGACAAUCUUAUUUGUGCCAUGAAUGAUAUGUCCUGUUGAUUGCCAAAUGUUUUAUACUUCUUUAGCACCGUUGUUAACAGUAAACCUUAAUAAAUAUGGCACGGCACAAAGACUAGGGACUAAAACAACACGUGAGCAUCAGGGCAGUCUUUGUGGGUGAAGUAGAGCAGUUGGUAUUAAUGCCAUGAUGGAAAGUCAACUGAACGUGAUGUCAUUUCCUAACGCAGCCCCCCCCAAAACCCCUACUCCUUCCUGAUUGGCUUAGAUGGACUGGAGGCAGUAGAAUUCCAUCAUAGUCAUACUGCCCAUUGAUUGAAACAAAGUCAAAAUGAAAAGCCAUAGCCUAGAUGAAUCCGUUUCAAAUGGACAACCCUGCACCUGUGUUACGCAGUGGGUGUGCAUAUGAACACUAAGGACAUUCUAUUCUAUAAUGUGAUUUGGAAUGCAAGUCCGUAAAGGUUGUUUGGGCCGUGUCACAGAAUUUGAAACACAUGGACACACAUGGAAAUAUGCAAAUAUGCAAAAGUGGAUUGUGGGUGCAUCUGGCCCUCUCUGAAACCAGAUGGGGUCCAAUUCAGAUUUGUUCCGGCACCUUCCGUGAGGAAUUCAGUGGCAUAGAGAUCAGUCUGUCUUGUACCAUCAGUGCUGAAGCAUGCUUUCUAUUCUGUCGCCUUCAAUUGCCAGGUCUUAUCCAUGCGUUGUCCCGUUACACCGACUAAUUACAAUGAGGAUGUCAAUAUUGCUGUUGUACGCUGUGUAAACGCAAGUAACCUAUCUCAGUGACACUACAAGUUUGUCUCGCUGUGGAAGCGGUCUUGGACCUAUUGUGAACUUCCCCUGUUUGAAUUGUUUUGGUGGUCGUAUAAGUUCCAUUUUGUUACAGGGUUUCAUUUUUUGUAUUCGUAACUUGACGGGAGCAACAAUCAAUCGUGUGCAAAACGUAAACAAAGCAAUAAGUGACAAAAACAUAUAUCUCUGACACACCCGGGAACCAUUAGGAGAAAGCACAUUGGAAAUUUACAGGCCACCUCCAGCAAAGGAGCAGGUGUUAGUGAUUAAACAAGACAGAAAAAAAAUUCAGUGAACGGCCAACAUCUACGUACUCUACAAAAAAAAUACCAUAGGUCUUUUGAAGCUUUUGUCAAUUGAAAUGUAUUGCCAUAAUUUAAAUGUGACAGGAAAUUUAUCACGUUAUCAUUGUACCGUGCUGUAGAGAUUGUAGUCGUUUGUAUGUACAAGUAUAACUAUGUGGAACAAUAAAAAUGACAAAAGACAAAAAACUCAAACAUAAGUAAUAGAGUAUCAUAGUAUGUUGUCGAAAAAAUGUGUGUUUUGUUUUUUGUACAUGAGAAUGGAGAGAAACUAAAAAUGAACUAUUAUGAAUUAAUGUAUUGCGAUUCGUGUGAGAUUAUUUUAUUUGAUUUAACUUCAUUAUUUUACACUUGUGCAGUUACCUUGUUAACUUGUCCAUAAAUGGAUUUAAAAUAUACAAAUAAACAUCUGUCAUUAUAAUUAUGA
Molecule: messenger RNA, 7353 nt
Organism: Clupea harengus (Atlantic herring)
Lineage: Eukaryota; Metazoa; Chordata; Actinopteri; Clupeiformes; Clupeidae
Gene: sv2a
Product: synaptic vesicle glycoprotein 2A
Biological process (GO): transmembrane transport; chemical synaptic transmission
Cellular component (GO): neuron projection; synaptic vesicle membrane
Molecular function (GO): transmembrane transporter activity
Source: RefSeq, a predicted model, not a curated record